CCCGUCCAAAAGCUCAUCUCCCGUCUAUGCAACUAACAGCAAUAAGAGACGGAAUGCCCCCCUCCUGGCUCCAAAUCCCCACGGUCCACAACCGACGAGACGGCAGCACCGACAUAACCACAUGGGCGUUAGUUACUGAGAGACGAAAUUGUACCUCAAAGGGGCUAGACUCUGAUGACACGCGCAAACUCUCGAUCCCUUGGGCUGUACGCCAAGACAGCACACCCUGUCGAUCUCCCAGCCUUUUCUUCGAUCCUCAGCUUAGGGGUCCCCGUUUUCUUCAGCUUGGGUCUCACGGUCUAUUCUGUUUUGAAGGACCUUUUUGCAGUGGGGAGAGCCAGGAGACCAAGACGGUUCGGUAUCACCGUAAUUGCUCUGAGCCCAUUUUCAUCUUUUUUGCCCGCACAGCACGCACGCCGUCCCAACUCCCAGCUCUACCAGGGCCCUUUCCUUUUUGGCUACUGUCACUGCUUCUGUCAAGACCACAAGACUUGGUUUUAACUUCUGUAGGGCAGACGCUAGUUGGAGGUGUAGGGUGUCGAACGUGGAGGGAGGCUUCCAGCGUAAGUUGGUAUUCGUAUGCGAGUAAAGGACAGGCAGUACUUGCCGGAAGCCAUCUUCCUCAUGCUCGGCGUCUAGCAUGGCAUCUUCAGAGCAGGGUAUUGGCGUUUCCCUUUGCACAACUAUGCACUAUGCGCGCGACACCGUUGCUAGGGAAUGUGUCCACAAUGCCUUAACAUCGAGAGUUUUUAUCCUCAUCGGCCGUCUUGCAUGGGCAUCGUCCGUCAGAAGGGAAUACGGUGCUACGCUACCUCCGCGCAUUGCCCGUCCCGCUGCUCAACCUAAGCGAAGCCCCCUCUUCUGUAUGGAGACGAGAAGGGGGAGGAUAGAUGGGGAGGAAGAGGAG
Messenger RNA from Colletotrichum godetiae, 907 nucleotides. RefSeq lists its product as uncharacterized. The transcript is spliced from 2 exons. Bases 27 to 737 code for a protein of 236 amino acids. Lineage: Eukaryota; Fungi; Ascomycota; Sordariomycetes; Glomerellales; Glomerellaceae. The record is from RefSeq and is a predicted model, not a curated record.